Molecule: messenger RNA, 1458 nt
Organism: Morchella importuna
Lineage: Eukaryota; Fungi; Ascomycota; Pezizomycetes; Pezizales; Morchellaceae
Exons: 7
Coding region: 1-1458 (485 amino acids)
Molecular function (GO): NADH dehydrogenase activity
Source: RefSeq, a predicted model, not a curated record
AUGUCUACCAUUGUACGACGCCCGGCUGUAGUCAAGUCUCAUCUGCCUGAUAUCGGCCGCUGUUUAUAUGGGAUCCCUCAUCAGAAAAGGAGUUUCACCAUUGAAUCACUCAAUGCAACAAAAGGAGACCGAGAAAGGAUCCUAAUCCUCGGCUCCGGCUGGGGCGGAUUUGGCCUUGCCAAUAAGCUCUCACUAAAGGACUACCAACCCCUCAUAAUCACCCCGCGCACCUACUUUGUAUUUACGCCACUUCUGGCCUCAACUGCCGUCGGAACCCUCGAGUUCCGCACUGCGAUGGAGUCAUCCCGUUCUCGGGAUGGCGUGGAGGUGGUGCGUGGGUGGGCGGAGAGCAUUGAUUUUGCCAAAAAGACGGUUAUGGUCGAGGGCGCGCUUGAGAAGCGCCGCCCAAACAAUUCUCCUGGCGGGGAGGGUCAAGAUGGUGCUUUGCCAGACAUUUGGGGUGCCGGGGUCAAGGAGCAUGCCUUCUUCCUGAAAGAUGUUGCGGAUGCGAGGAAAAUUAGGAAGAGAAUUUUGGAAUGCUUCGAGGAGGCCUCAUUACCAACCGCCUCAGAAGAACGGAAAAAACAGCUCCUCAACUUUGCAGUAAUUGGCGGCGGUCCAACCGGCGUUGAAUUCUCAGCCGAGCUCCACGAUCUGGUCACAGACGACCUCUCCCGCCUGUAUCCAUCUCUCGCCUCAUACCCCAAAAUCACAAUCUACGAUGUGGCCCCUCGUAUCCUCUCCAUGUUUGACGGCAACCUCACCAACUACGCCGAACGGCAUUUUCACCGUCAGGGGAUCCAGAUUAAAACGUCACAUCACGUCCUAGCCGUCGAGGACGGCGCCAUAAUCACAAAGGAAGAAGGUCGUAUCCCCGUCGGCGGUGUAGUCUGGAACACGGGCUUGGCACCGAACCCAUUCAUCGCGCAAGGGCUGAAGGGCAAAUUCCCCCUGGCCGCAGAAGAGGAUGGUGAGUGGGGUGUCGAGAAGGACGAAAAGGCGGGGAGAGUGGUUGUGGAUAACUAUCUGCGGGUAAAGGUCAAGCACGAGGAGACGUCGCAGGUCAAGCCGCUGGAAGACGUGUUUGCGAUUGGAGACUGUGCGUGGCUGGAGGGGAAGGAUCUGCCUGCGACGGCGCAGGUUGCGAACCAGCAGGCGGUGUGGUUGGGGAGGACGCUGAACAAGGCAGCGAGGAAGAAUAGGAAGGAGCUAGGGGGGGCGCCGGUCAGAGUGGUGGGCGAGCCGGAGUUUAAGUACAGGAGUCUUGGCGUCAUGGCGUAUCUUGGGAGCUGGAAGGCAAUUACACAGACGGACCAGGGCGAUGUUAAAGGGCGCCUGGCAUGGCUGAUGUGGAGAACGGCAUAUUUCACAAAGAGCGUAAGCUGGAGAAACAAGGUUCUCAUACCUGUAUAUUGGUUCACAAACUGGAUCCUGGGGCGGGACAUCAAUAGAUUCUAG